AAGAAGACGGAAAGGUGAUGUCUUACAAGUGCAUUGUGGGAGAGAGGAAAAAUCAACAUGCACUAAAGUCAAUAUAGGUGACAUGAGUCUGCGGAAUAUUUCCAGGCAAAUUAAAAACAUGCAUUUUGGGAUGACGCUGAUCGCUAACAAAGAUGACGGGUUUGUGGCCUGCGCUCCCCUCUGGUCCAGAUGCGGUACAUCCCUGUAUAGCACAGGGAUGUGCACCAGAUGUUCAACCUACAUGGACAUUGUGAUAGUCCUGGAUGGCUCCAACAGCAUUUACCCAUGGUAUGAGGUGCAGAAUUUUCUUAGCAACAUUCUCAGCAAAUUUUUCAUUGAUCCAGAGCAGAUCCAGGUUGGAGUCUUGCAGUACAGCGAAGUUGCGGUUCAUGAGUGGACCCUGAGGAUUACAAGACGGGCAGAGGAGGUCAUCGAAGCUGCCCAAAAUAUCAGCCGGCAGGAAGGACUCGAAACUCGGACAGCUUCUGCCAUCCACAAGGCCUGUGGAGACAAUGAUUCUCAGACCUUGAUUCGCCUCCAUCCAAGUCUUGAAAUGAUGUCUCGGUCCCCCCCCCCAGGUCUUGGGCCACUAUAUACGCGGAAGAAAGAUCCCAACUCGUUCAUCAACGAAAUUAAUAUCGCCAGCGACCCCGACGAGAAGUAUUUCUUCAAUGUGACUGAUGAGGCGGCCCUCAACGAUAUUGUGGACUCCUUAGGCGAUCGGAUCUUCAGCCUUGAAGGUGAGGGACCCGCGAGUAUAACUCUUUUGAGCUGGAAAAUGUCUCAGGUGGGCUUCUCCACCCACUUGCUGGAGGAUGGAAUUCUCUUUGGGAUGGUGGGAGCCUACGACUGGGACGGUGCCCGUGCUCAAGGAGGGCGGUCUGGACGGGUCAUCCCCCCCCGGGAAGCUUUUGCAAGAGAGUUCCCGCGAAAGCUGAACAACCACGCGGCCUAUCUGGGCUAUACGGUCUCUUCCAUCAGACUCCGGAGUGGCCGAAGGCUCUAUCUGGCCAGCGCCCCCCGUUUCCAGCACAAGGGGAAAGUUAUCCUCUUUGAGAUGGAUGGAGAUGGCGACGUAUCCAUCUCUCAGGCCUUGACAGGGGACCAGAUCGGUUCCUACUUUGGGAGUGAAGUUUGCCCCGUGGACGUGAAUGGGGAUGGCAUCACAGAUGUCCUGCUGGUGGCUGCCCCCAUGUACCUGGGCCCACAGAACAAAGAAAUAGGGUGUGUUUACCUUUACAAGGUUGGCCAGUCACUGCUGACCCUCAAUGGGACCCUCCUUCCUGACCCCAAACCUCAGGAUGCCCGCUUUGGCUACGCCAUCCUGGCUGUUCCGGAUCUUAAUCACGACAGCUACGACGUAGUUGUGGGUGCCCCCUUGGAGAACAACCAGGGGGCAGUCUACUUGUACCACGGCUACCGUACAACUGUAUUGCCACGCCCUUGGCAGCGCAUCGAAUCCACAGCGCUUCAUUUGGGCCUCCGCUAUUUCGGCCGCAGUUUGGAUGGGCAGAUCGACAUGGAUGGGGACGGCCUGGUGGAUCUGGCUGUGGGGGCUCAGGAUGCUGCAGUGGUCUUAAGAUCCAGGAGAAUCGUGCAGAUCAAUGCAUCCAUCUCAGUCAACCCUGCCUCCAUCAACGUGAUCCAGAAAAACUGCCAGAGAAAAGGGAAGGAAUCUCUCUGCGUGACAGCCAACUUCUGUUUCAGUGUGUCUUCGCGGUCUCUGGGUCCCCAGGACAGCCACUUGAGUAUAAAAUACAACAUCUCUCUGGAUGACAGGAAGCUUCGCACGAGGGCGGUCUUGACAGCACUUCCCAAAAGCUGCUGCAGAAGAGGACUCGGGCCACCGUGGGCAGGACGGCGUGCUCAACUGCUCGCUUCCAUGUCGUUGCGCAACCAGACUUUGAACCGCUCAGAAUUCAAAUCACAUAGCCAAUCAAGUGACGGCAACGAUCCUCAACCAGGGGUGGUGUUCACUUAUGUUACCGACUGGUUUGCAAAUGACACCUCAGAUUACCUCCGGCCGGUCACCAUCACCAUGAAGUUUGGACUGAGUGAAACUGAGCUGCCUGGGCCUGUACUGGAUGAGAAGCUGCCCACCACUGUUAAGAAACUAGUAAAUCCCCUUUUCAAAGACUGUGGUGAGGACGAUGAGUGUGUAACAGACCUGGUGCUACAAGCCGAAAUGGAUAUCAGUGGAUCCAGGCAGAAGCCUCAUGUCAUCCGUAAAGGGAAGCGGAAGAUGGUGAUUGACGUCCUUCUAGAGAACAAGAAAGAAAACGCCUACAACACCACCCUCCAGAUCUGGUUUUCCAGAAGUCUUCAUUUUUCCAGCCUUGGACUGAAGGGGGAGAACCCCGUGAAAAUGGAGUGCUCGGUUUCUUCCGCUCAAGCCCGCAUGUGCAGCGUGGGUUAUCCUGUCUUCCGGUCCUCGGCAAAGGUGGCCUUUGCCCUCGAGUUCGAAUUCAGCUGCUCCUCUCUCCUGAACAAAGUGCAGGUGAAACUGACAGCCAGCAGUGACAGCAGUGAGUUAAAUCAAACGCUGACGGACAACAUUGCCCAGCUCACCUCCUUCGUCUCUUAUGAGCCUGACCUCUUCCUGACCAGUGAGUCUACCUUGAACCGAUAUGAAGUACAUCCUGUGGGGACAUUUCCCAGCGACAUGAGCCCAGAAUUUCGGACAACCAUCAAAAUACAAAACCUUGCCUGUUACGCGGUGUCUAAUCUUUCGCUCCUGAUGGCAUUUCCCGCCACCGGCUAUCAAGGGAGGGAAUUCCUCUGGGUGACACGCAUUAUUGCAGACAAUAUGACCUGCAGCUUGCCGAAUCGCACCGAAUUCGGAGCAGCUAAUAGUGUGAUUCCACUGCAUCCCGAAGAAUUGGAGCACACAGACAGAGUGAAUUGUACCAACGCCGGCUGCCAGGUGGUAGCCUGCCAGCUGAAACGCCUCGAGAGGAGCUCCGAAGUCACCAUCCACCUGCUCAGAGCUGUCCGGAACGAGUUUUUCCGGAAGGCUAAAUUCAAGACAGUGAAGAUAAUCAGUAGCAUUACCCUGAAUGUUCAAGAAGAAGACAAUCUGUUUCUUCUACUAAAAGCUGCCCACCAGCGACAGGUUGUUUUAGAGAUAAUCCAGUCCAAACUGGUCCCUCUUUCCCUCUGGAUUCUGAUUGGCAGCAUCCUUGGUGGUCUCCUGCUGCUCACCGUGGUCAUCCUUUUCUUAUGGAAGGUUGGAUUUUUUAUACACAAAAAACCCGGGGAAGAUGAAAAAGAAGAAUAAAACCCAAGUCAGUCGAACCAAGACUCUUUGCCCAAGAUGGAAGAGCAUCUGUGCAUUAAAACCCAGAAGGGGAGCUGUAAUUUUUCUGUCCUAACCACCUUCGGACCAGAGACAUUCAGACUGCUCCACAAGAAUUUGUUUUUUUAAAGCAUUGUAUGGAAGAGGGUUAAGCUCUAGCCCCCCAAUGUUAGCAAAAAAACAGGGUGGUGGUAGUUGGGUGUCCCCCCCCCACACUUUUGUCUAAACAAUUGGCUCUCCAUAUCCAGAACUCCUAAAAGUUAACAAAAGACCUGGGAGAUCACGAUCUUUGGCUCCCUCAAGGCCUAGAAUAACAGAAACAAGAGCGAAGGCAGGCUUCCUCUCGAGCUACAAUCAAAACCUGAAUGGGCAGUGUGUGGCUGGACUCCAACGCCCAGCAACCUCAGCCAACACAGAAUAAGGGGAAUUGCAAUCACCAGCCAAUUUCCAGCCAGGCCCUCCAGUUCUCAACGGCAGCCUCUUGGUUCCCUGGCCAACUGCAGCCAAAUGGAAAAACACUUGGAAGGGGUAAACGGGCAGAUAUCUCUACGUCUUUCUGAACUGGCACAAAGAGAAGCUCAUCCUGUAGAGUGUUCUGACGGAGGCUUCCCAAGAGCGUGAAACAAACUCCUUGUACCGAC
Messenger RNA from Thamnophis elegans (Western terrestrial garter snake), 3936 nucleotides. RefSeq names its product integrin subunit alpha 10 (gene ITGA10). Gene Ontology annotation, biological process: cell-matrix adhesion; cell-cell adhesion; integrin-mediated signaling pathway. Gene Ontology annotation, cellular component: integrin complex; external side of plasma membrane. Gene Ontology annotation, molecular function: integrin binding. The record is from RefSeq and is a predicted model, not a curated record. Lineage: Eukaryota; Metazoa; Chordata; Lepidosauria; Squamata; Natricidae.